This is a messenger RNA of Linepithema humile (Argentine ant), 3304 nucleotides long. Its product is annotated as DDB1- and CUL4-associated factor 10 homolog. Gene Ontology annotation, molecular function: protein binding. The record is from RefSeq and is a predicted model, not a curated record. Gene Ontology annotation, cellular component: Cul4-RING E3 ubiquitin ligase complex. Lineage: Eukaryota; Metazoa; Arthropoda; Insecta; Hymenoptera; Formicidae.
UCAGCGAAGAUGGCGCUGAUCUGUAUUAUGUCAGAUUUUUAAAAUUGAUUUGAACCUUUUAUCUGAGCCUUCGACGACGACGACGACGACGUGCAAGUACAAUUCCCAGUUGUCACUUUUACCCGACGUCGCAAUUGUGCCGCAACACACAAACACAAGCGGUGAUGUGCGCGAAAAGUCACGUGUAAUCUCGCGCAUAGUAUUUCGUACUUAACCUAGUCACAUUGAACCUUGAACCAUUAUCGUCGUCAAAAUUUUCGAUUUUCUGUGAAAUAUGAAUUUGCAUUAAAGAGUAGGUGAAAUUCUGACUGAACGACGAUUGCGAAGAAUCGUUGCGGAAAAUUAGCAAUCGACAAAUUCCGAAAUACAUUGGGUGAUAGAUCACCAAGUCUCGACGAAGCUGUCGUUGGAUUUAAUUUGAAUUAAAACUUUCUGACGCUGUUUGCGAGCUCUUGAUUUUGUCUUCGGAUACGUUCAAUUGGAUGCGGUUGAAAUUAACACCUGGCUGAAAUGCCGAAGAUACGGAUCAAGCAAACGCCAAACAGCCUUUGGUUGAGGCAACGCGAGUUGGGUGUAAAGUUUCCGUUGGGCCACAACGAUGACUUUCACAAGACUCUUUACUCUUCUAUACAGCCUAUUACUUCGUGGGAUCAUGGGGAUAAUUUAACCGCUGCGAGACACGGCGGUGUAUUUAAUUUGGAGUAUUCGCCAGAUGGGUCUCUCUUGCUGGCAGCAUGUGAGAAGAAAAGUAUUUUAAUGUUUGACCCAUUAUGUAGAAAAUUAAUACAUGCCAUUGACAAUGCUCAUAAUGAUUGCGUCAAUUGCGUAAGAUUCCUGGAUCAACGUAUGUUUGCUACAUGUUCUGAUGACAGUACGGUUGCUUUAUGGGAUGCCAGGAAUUUAAAACAAAGGAUAAGGACUCUUCAGGGACACUCUAAUUGGGUUAAAAACAUAGAAUAUAGUCCAAGUGAUAGUCUGUUAUUAACUAGUGGAUUUGAUGGUAGCAUAUAUACUUGGGAUAUUAAUAGCUUUACAGAGAAUAGUUUUGUGUAUACGCGUGUAUUUCACACAAAUGGAUUAAUGCGAACAAGACUUACUCCCGAUACUAGCAAAAUGUUAAUAUGCACUACGUCGGGAUAUCUCAUUGUAAUACACAAUCUUAAGCUUAGUACACUAAGUCAGGAUUUGGCUGGAUUCAAGCCAAAUAUGUACAGAUUAAUGCAAUUAUCUCAAACUACUAUACCAGUUGCCGCAAGUUUCACGCAUCUUUUUGCUCAAAAUCGUACUCACAACAGAGUUGAGUUCCUCACCGACUUUCCUAUAGGCGACGAUGCUGAGGUAAUAUCCAGUUUACAAGUUCAUCCACAGGGAUGGUGCGCCUUAUCGAGAAAUGUCAGUAGCGGUGAAAAAUCAGAGUGGACCUGCAUUCAUGACAUACAAGAACGCGAAACGUCUAGCAAUGUGGAACACGUGAAUGAGGGAGAGGAGGGCCGUUUAACGAGUUUAAACAUGGAAGAGUUUGAGGACUUUCCGCAGUCGCAGCCGUCGAGUUCGGGUAUCACGUCUUCCCUAGUAAUAGAAAGUUCAAAUCGCACCCGAAUAGUACACGACGUGUCGGAUAUGAGAUCAAACUCAUUCGAGCCACCUAUCCAUGUAUCCGCGGACGCCGCGCCGUCAUCAGUUAGAUCGUCGAGGACAAACUGGCAAGUGCGGACUCUACGUUCUCAGUCGAGAAAUCCGCGGGCGGAUAGAAAUUCGGUGAGAACAAACUUCGACAUGCUCGAAGUGAAUUCAGGUACGAGCUCCGCUGCCGAUUCAAGAGUAAAUACGAUUCACAACGAUGAUAGAUCGGAGAAUCGACAUGUAAACGAUAAUAACGAUUCGACGCACGAUGCGUCAGCUGACGACAGAGAUCGGGAGAAUGCGCGAGAGUAUAGAACUCCCAGGCUGCAAUCUCAACUCAACGACUUGCGACGACGCAAUGUGAUCGACAACUUUUCCACCGGCAAUGUGGAAUUGCACGUCAGCUCGAGCGACGUGUGGGAAGCGCUCGUGGCGAUCAGAGAAGCCAGAAAUCGUCGCGAACGAGAGAGGGAGUUUUAUCCCGGUGCCGAAAGGCGAGACUGGUUGCCCAGAUCGAAUAACGGCGUCAGCGUAAAUAUACCUCGAUCCUCCCACACGGUAGUAAUAAUUGGCGAUCGUACGCGGGUGCAGAGCCUACCGAAUCGGCAAAGUCAGAAGCCCAUGUACGCGAUACCGAGGAAUCACAAGAUUCAUCAGAACACACCCAGGUUGACGCACUACAUCGAGGAGCCUAACGUUGGCUCCGGGUAUAUUAAAGAAUUGUGCUUCUCGGCCGACGGUAGACUGAUAUGCUCACCAUUCGGUUACGGAGUACGGUUAUUAGCGUUCUCGAACAACUGCGCCGAGUUGUCCAAUUGCGUCCCGCCCGCCAACGAGUCCGUGCAGCUUCACGAGCUAGCGACGCACAUUGGUCAUUCCGAUAUUGUGGUCAGCACGAAAUUCUCACCCAAACACUAUUUGCUCGUAUCCGGCUGUCUUAGCGGUAAAAUCGUCUGGCAUCAGCCGGUAGUUUAGCUAAAUUGACAAAUACUUUAGACACUUGGUUAUUUUCCAUUAAUUCGUCUCUUGAUAGAUAGGUAAGUAUACUUUGCCACUCUGUGUAUAAGAUCAUGCUGACUGUGCGAUGAAUCUUUUUUUUUUUUUGUUAAUUAUAUUAUUUUUACUUGAUAUAUACAUAUACGAACAUUUAAUCAUGAAUAUAUAAAGCAUAAGUAAUUAGAGCAUGAUAUUUCAAUUUUUAUUGUGCAACUGUAAGAUACAUGAUAUACAUUUAUAAAUAAUCUGGACAAUUAAGUUUGUACACAUUAACAGAUAUCAACAUGAAGAAUAUUCAUAUCAAAAGAUGAGUCAAUUAUUUAAUAGAAACAAUCUUGCCAAACAAUCUAUCCGUCUAACUAGUGACUUUUAAUUUUUCAACUAGUUAAUAUCACUUGGAUUCUUUAAAUAUGCUUUCGAAAAAAAAGUCUGAUUUUUGAUUUCAUGAAAAAUGCAUCAAAUCUAACGAUAUUUAUAUACUCUUGAUUAAAAAAACCACUGCUUUUAUUUAUUAGCUUAAGUAGUAUUAUACAAGCAUAUUUGGACAUGGACAAAGACAAGUGAGAUAAACUUCCAAUUAAGUAUUCAUUCGUUAUGAUUCACUGUGCAGUAUUGAUCGCAAAUAUUGAAUAUUUGCAAUCCAAGAAUAAAUCUAAUUUUAUAAAUUUUGAUUAAAAAAGAGAAA